This is a messenger RNA of Telopea speciosissima, 1095 nucleotides long. RefSeq lists its product as uncharacterized. The coding region runs from base 1 to 1095 and encodes 364 amino acids. The transcript has a single exon. Lineage: Eukaryota; Viridiplantae; Streptophyta; Magnoliopsida; Proteales; Proteaceae. The record is from RefSeq and is a predicted model, not a curated record.
AUGGUUAAACAAAGAGAUCAAUUAUGGAAGUAUGUGGAAGAUUUAAAAGGGCGUUUCAAAUGUAAAUUUUAUAACAAGGAGUAUGCAGGUGGUAUUUCAAGAGUAAAAUAUCAUUUAGCUUGUUUGAAGGGAAAUGAUGUUGGGAUAUGUAGCAAUGUGCCUGAUGAUGUCCAUGCUGAGGCACUCCAUGCAUUAAGUAAGAAAAAUAAGAAAGCUAAGACUGGAGAAAAUUCCACUGCAUGUAAUGUUGGAACUUCACAAAACCCCCUAGAUAGUAGAGCACAUAUAGGUCAGUCUUCAAGUCUUCAACAACCAAGUGUAGAUGGAAUGUUUAAACAGAAAAGCAAGGAUGAAGUUGAUGAUGAUUUGGCUCGUUGUUUCAUUUUGAAUAACAUUUCCUUUAAUGUUAUUCAAACUCCUAGUUUCAUUCAGAUGAUACGUUCUGCUUGUUGUUAUGGUCUAAGUUAUGCCGUACCUAGUUAUUCUACAUUGAAGACCAAAUUGGUACAAAGGGCAAGGAAGGAUAUUGAAAGUUAUGUUGCUUUAGUCAAGGACUCAUGGUCUACUACAAGAUGCACUAUUAUGUCUAACAUAUUGACUGAUAUGAAAAAGCGUUCCUUCAUUAAUAUUAUUGCAUAUUCACCCAAGGGGGUUGUUUUCCUCAACUCUUUUGAGUGCUCUAAUUCUUCUAAGACUAGACUAUUUCUUGAAGAUAUACUUGAGCCUAUAAUAGAGGAAAUUGGACCAAAGAAAGUUGUUCAACUUAUCUCAGAUAACACUUCCAACUAUGGGGCUGCAAUUUCUUUGAUUAUGGAGAAAUAUCCUCACAUUCAUAGAGUAAGGUGUGGAGCCCAUGGAGUGCAAUUACUAUUAAAGGACAUUGAUGCACAAAUUUCAUGGGUAAAAGAAGUAUUUGACAAGGCAAAGUUGGUUGUUGAUUUUAUGUACAAGCAUGGGAUUGUUUUAGCUUUAAUGAGGGAAUGCAUAGGAGGCAAAGAAUUGAAAAAACCUUGCAAGACCAGAUUUGCCUCUAAUUUUUUAAUGCUUAAAUCUAUUCUUGAUGUUGAGGAUGUGUUGAGAAUUAUGGUUGCAUAA